AUGUGGGGUCCCAGGGUGAACGCCAUGGCACCGAAGCACCACGUGAACGCUAUGGCAUCGAAGCACCACCCCAACCUGGUGAGGCUGCUGGGGUUCUGCAUCGACUUCAACGCGGACACGGAGGAGAUGGAGCAGGUGGUGGUGUAUGAGUUCAUGGAGAACGGAGAUCUCGACCGUUGGAUCGGAGACGAGGCACCAAAGGCGCUCUCCCUGCUCGAGCGUGUGAACAUUUUCAUCGAGGCUCCGAAGCCGCUCUCCCUGCUCGAGCGUGUGGACAUCCUCAUUGGUGCGGCCCAUGGCUUGGAGCAUCUGCAUUUGAGGCGCCUCAAAAGUCUUCACCACUAUCUGCUCCCUACUUUCACCUCCCUCCCUUCUCCCAUCAGAGGCACCGAAGCCGCUCUCCCUGCUCGAGCCUUUGGAGUGGUGAUGCUGGCGGUGAUAACAGCACAGCAUGCCGUGCGCACCCAGCAGGACACGAGCAGAGUCAACCUCAAGGCAUGGGUGGCACCUCUAGUUUCUGCUCAUGACGUGGCAUCCUUCAAAGACCCUCGCCUCGAAGGCCCUGCUGACGUCAUCCUCCGCCUCGCUGAGCUGGCGCUGAGCUGUACGGCCAUGCCGACCGCAUCGCGCCCCGAUAUGAUGCGGAUCAUUGGAGGUCUCAAGGCGAUGCGAGCCGAGCUGACAGGUGGCGAUGUGGACGAGCGAGCGAUUAGGAUUGACUCUGAGCUGGCGAUUGGUGUGGGAGAGACGUUGGAGGAACAGAUUAUGAGGGUGGAGAGCAUGGGGGAUGGUGACAGGGGAGGACUUAUUGAAGACACACCAGAUGUCCCUGUUCUCCUCGACUGUCAGGCGCUGUGGAUUCGCAACUUCACGGGAUGGACCACGGGGGAGGAUUGUGCCACUGCGGAGGGGCUGCAGUGUGACAGUAACGGGAUGAUCGUGAAGAUGUCAAUGGAGAUGUCGUCUCUUGCAGGGGUGCUCCCGUCGUCCAUCGGCAACCCGACGCACCCCAUGCAUCUGACCGACCAGCGCCCUUUUCGCUGCUCUCCCCCCUCUCCAACCACACACGCUCCCUUCUCUUCCCCUCAGGUCAAUGGAGAUGUCGUCUCUUGCAGGGGUGCUGCCGUCGUCCAUCAGCAACCCGACGCACCCCAUGCAUCUGACCGACCAGCUCCCUUUUCGCUGCUCUCCCCCCUCUCCAACCACACACGCUCCCUUCUCUUCCCCUCAGGUCAAUGGAGAUGUCGUCUCUUGCAGGGGUCAAUGGAGAUGUCGUCUCUUGCAGGGGUGCUGCCGUCGUCCAUCAGCAACCCGACGCACCCCAUGCAUCUGACCGACCAGCUCCCUUUUCGCUGCUCUCCCCCCUCUCCAACCACACACGCUCCCUUCUCUUCCCCUCAGGUCAAUGGAGAUGUCGUCUCUUGCAGGGGUGCUGCCGUCAUCCAUCAGCAACCCGACGCACCCCAUGCAUCUGACCGACCAGCUCCCUUUUCGCUGCUCUCCCCCCUCUCCAACCACACACGCUCCCUUCUCUUCCCCUCAGUCGACUCAAAACACACUUCCUACCCCUUCCCUCACCCCCCUCCCGUCACCACCCCCCAUCCCUCACCCCUCCGAUGCCCUACCUUCUUCUUUCCCUUCCUCUCAUCCUUCCCUUCCCUUCAUCCAUUCCUGCCCCUCUACCCAUCCCUCGCCUCACCCCUCCUCUCCCUCACUCCUCCUCUCCCUCACCCCUCCUCUCCCUCACCCCUCCUCUCUUUCACCCCUCCUCUCCCUCACCCCUCCUCUCCCUCACCCCUCCUCUCCCUCACCCCUCCUCUCCCUCACCCCUCCUCUCCCUCACCCCUCCUCUCCUUCACCCCUCCUCUCCCUCACUCCUCCUCCUCUCCCUCACCCCUCCUCUCCCUCACCCCUCCUCUCCCUCACCCCUCUCCUCCCCUCAACCACUCCUCAUCUCGCCCCUCUCCUUACAGAAACUUCUUUCGGAACAAUCUUAACAGUGGCAUCACCACCACCUUUGGGGCUCUAACAAUCCCACCACCUUGCAUGCUCUUGCCUAUCCGCUCUUCUCACUGCCUCGCCCUCUCCUCCCCUCCCGUCCUCAUCACUCCUCCCAGCAACCUCUUUCAGACCAACCUCUUUGACAGUGACGUCCCCACCACCAUUGGGGCGUCCACAAGUCCCACCACCUUGUCCCUCAUCAGUUCCCCCAAUCCGUCCCUCCACCCCUUCGCCCCUCUGCUCCCAGCAACCUCUAUCGGAACAAUCUUGACAGUGACGUCCCCACCACCUUUGGCGCUCUCACAAUCCCAUCACCUUGCAUCCCCUUGCCAAUCCGCCCCACCCUCUCUCCGGUUCGGCCCUCGCCCUUCCCUCCCCACUUCGUCCCUCCCCUCCCCUCUCCCCUCUCAUCACUUCCCCAGCAACUUCUUUCAGAACAACCUGGACAGUGACGUCCCCACCACCUUUGGCGCUCUCACAAUCCCACCAUCUUUGGCGCUCUCACAAUCCCACCACCUUGCAUUUCCUUGCCUAUCCGCCCUCUCACAAGCUCGCCCCUCCCCUCCCCCUUUCGCCCCUCUCCUCCUUUCCCCUUUGCCUCUCCUCCCAGCAACUUCUUUCAGAACAAUCUCAACAGUGACAUCCCCACCACCUGUCCUGCCAGCACUCCCAUCACCUCCCAUCCCAUCCUCUCCGCUGUACCUCUCCCCGUUCGCCCUUCUCAACCCCUCGGCCCUAACCUCCUCAUCCCUCUCCUCACAGCAACUUCUUUCAGAACAACCUCGACAGCGACAUCCCCACCACCUUUGGCGCUCUCACCAACCUGCAGCACCUCAAUCUGGGCAUCAACAUGCUCACAGGCCCGCUUCCUCUCUUCCUCCACACCCUUCCAGUCGACUAGAAGUCCUCUCUCUCCAUUUCGCUCCCUCCAUUCGCUUCCCUUUCACCCCUUCCCCUCCUCCCACCCAUCACAGCAAUCUGGGCAUCAACAUGCUCACAGGCCCGCUUCCUCUCUUCCUUGACACACUCUCACUCCUCACCUUCUUGAAUUUGGGCGACAACAAGCUCACAGGGACGCUGUCGGCUGGUCUGGGGAACCUCAAGCAGCUGCAGUUCCUAGACCUGUCCAAGAAUAACGGACCUGUCCAAGAACAACCCACUGGGAUCACUCGCACCCCUCACCUGCAUUCACAAGUCAUUCUCCGCGCCUCCCCCACUUCCUGCUUCCCCGUUGACCCCUGCCUCUCCAGAGAUCUGUCCAAGAACAACGUAUCUGCGUCCCUGCCAUCAACACUGGGAUCACUCUCAACCCUCACAUGGCUAUCAACCCCCAGUUCCACCACCGACCUUAAAGCCCUCCCCCACCACCUUUCACUCAUCUUCCCUGCCCGUUAUCCUCGUUACAGUGAUCUUCAAUACAAUGCUUUGGAGAACAGCAUCCCCAGUUCCAUCACCAACCUCACCGGCCUCACCUACCUCAACCUUGCAAGCAACAAGCUCAAUGGCUCUGUUCCUGUAUUUGACGGCUUCCCUGCACUCACCUACCUUCGACUCAAUUCCUCUUCUCCUGCGUGUGUUCCCACCUUCCCUUGCAGCGGCCUGGGAGGGAACAGCCUGCAAGGCACCUUCCCUGUCACGGGCAACCAGGCUCUUCCCCUCACGGAGUGUUUCGAGAAGACUCAAUCGGCCUGGGAGGGAACAGCCUUCAAGGCACCUUCCCUGUCACGGGCAACCAGGCUCUUCCCCUCAAGACACUCGACCUCCGAGGCAACAAGCCUCGCAGGCGGCAUAUUUCUACUAAUACUCUCUCCUUGCUCCAUCUCCUCCCUCUCGGAGACCUCCGAGGCAACAAGCUCGCAGGCAGCAUCCCUCGCUCCAUCUCCUCCCUCUCUGCUCUCGAGCAUCUGUGAGUUGGUGAUGGGGGUGCCGCAGGGUGGCUUACUCAUCCCACCCCUCUCUUCCCCUCCCUUGCAGCCUAGUAUCAGAGAAUCGCUUCAAGGAUUCACCACCCGACUCCAUCACGAGCCUCGUCAGCCCAAGCCCACCACUCCCCUCGACCACUCCCCACCACCCCCCUCGACCACUCCUCACCACCCCCCUCGACCACUCCCCACCACCCCUCUCGACCACUCCCCACCACCCCCCUCGACCACUCCCCACCGCCCCCCUCGACCACUCCCCACCACCCCCCUUCUUGCUCCCCUCUCUCGCUUCCUCUGCAGGCUGCUAUCAGAGAAUCGCUUCAACGGCUUCCUACCUUACUCAUUAUGA
Messenger RNA from Closterium sp. NIES-65, 4272 nucleotides. The record is from the annotation of a GenBank genome assembly. Lineage: Eukaryota; Viridiplantae; Streptophyta; Zygnematophyceae; Desmidiales; Closteriaceae.